Molecule: messenger RNA, 384 nt
Organism: Podarcis lilfordi (Lilford's wall lizard)
Lineage: Eukaryota; Metazoa; Chordata; Lepidosauria; Squamata; Lacertidae
Source: the annotation of a GenBank genome assembly
AUGGGAGCCAAGGGGGGGCUUGGAGGCAGCAGCCCCCCUCAGCCCCCUCUCUGCCUGAUGCCCCCAGGCCUCUGCACCCCACUUCUCUCUUGUCAUAGCUGCUCUUUGUUCCCAAGUGCCUGCCUGUGUGGGCCCAGAACCCCCCCCCCCCCGGUUCUGGCACCCGCUUGCCUGCCCCCCUCCAGGUCCUGCCCUGACCCCCCCAUUACAGCAGCUCGGCACCCCCUUUUUUUGAAACCCUCCCCCACACACUUGCUGAGGCUUCUCACCUUUUGUAAUUUUGAUACAUCCAUAAGCCGCCUGUGUCCUUUCUAUGUCAGGGAAUCCAAGGGAGGCGGGUGGAGGGACUCCUGUGUCCAGGGGGUUGAGCUAGAUGACCUUUAG